This is a messenger RNA of Didymosphaeria variabile, 879 nucleotides long. RefSeq lists its product as uncharacterized. The transcript is spliced from 3 exons. Gene Ontology annotation, molecular function: methyltransferase activity. The record is from RefSeq and is a predicted model, not a curated record. Lineage: Eukaryota; Fungi; Ascomycota; Dothideomycetes; Pleosporales; Didymosphaeriaceae. Bases 1 to 879 code for a protein of 292 amino acids.
AUGUCCGAUGGCCAAAAGAAGCCCUAUCAACAAGGCUGGCAUUCCUCGGUCACAGCAAAUCAUGCCACCCGCACUGCCGAAAACGAAGGCGCCUUCUUCAUCCCGCGCCUCAAACCACACUUUAAAGUCUUGGACAUGGGCUGUGGUCCCGGUACCAUCACCGUAGGCCUCGCGAAAUAUGUGCCCCAAGGUUCAGUCAUAGGCGUCGAUCUUACGUCCGAAGUCAUCACGCAAGCGAAAAAGCUUGCAGAGCAAAAGGAAGGAGGCGUACCGUCCAACGUCACCUUCACCACGGGCAACGUGCUCGAGGGCCUACCUUUCGAGGAUGAGAUGUUCGACGCAGUGUUCAUGAGUCAAGUGCUUCUGCACAUCCCAGAGCCCGUCAAGGCGCUCAAAGAGUUGAGGAGGAUGGUGAAGACGGGCGGAUUCAUUGGCGAUCGCGAGGGCGACUUCCCCUUUCUUUGGUACCCAUACCUUCCUGGUCUGCAGCUCAAAGACAAGUGUACGCAAUGCCCGGACAUGUACGACAUGGUGAUCACACGCCAGAAGUCGUCAACGCCUCGACCCCAGUACCCUCCGCAUGGACCUGAGCAUCGGAGCGGCUCGAUGAUUCAUGUGUGGGCGCGCGAAGCAGGGUUUGACCCGCUGAAGGUUGAGAAGAGCGCGAGGGUCACGAUGUAUACUACGCCUGAGGAGAGGAAGGUAUAUGCGGAGAACAUGAUUGCGAGGAUGGAGCAGGGUGGGCAUAGGCAGAAAUACAUGGACCUUGGGGCAAGCAGGGAGGAUGUUGAUUUGAUGGUGAGGGAUAUGGAGAGGUGGAGGGAUGAUCCGGAUGGUGUUCAUCACAUCGUGCAAUAUGAGGUUGUGGCCUGGAAGUAG